CAGGAUCCCGGGCUGCGCCUUCUCACAGGGUUCGGUGGGGCUUCUAGAGGAGGCGGGCGGGUUCUCUGGAGCCAGAAGCCCGGAGCCGCCCAGGAAUUUUGGCUUGGACUGCAUUUCCUCGGGCCGGGCGGGCGCGAUCCCGGGAGGUGACUACGGACAGCCUGCUGCACUCGGUGGCUUCUUACCAUGCAGCCGCUGCUCUGCGCGCUGGCCGGGCUCGCCCUGCUCCGCGCUGGAGCGGGCGAAUGGGACCAUGGACCCAGGGACACGCUCGGACGGCGAGCUGCUGAAUCCCCCAGUUCCUCUAGAGAAGAUCUGGUUUGGAGCCCGGGCUGUGACCGACAGAUGGCUGUCCAAGGACGUUUAAACAUCAUGGAAGAGAAGGUAGAGAAGACAGUGGAGUACCUGGAGGCGGAAGUGACAGGUCUGCUCAGCCUGCUGGAGGAAUUGACUUGGAACCUACCCCCAGGACCCUUCAGCCCUGAACCUGGCCUGUUUGGAGAUGAUCACUUCUGACCACCAGGGGUGGAACCUGUCAGCUAAAGUCAUCCCUCUGAAAACCAAACAAGGUCUUCUUGCCUUCCUGCCCCAUCUUUGUGUGAAAUAAAACCUCCUACUUGGGCCCCUGU
Molecule: messenger RNA, 629 nt
Organism: Acomys russatus (golden spiny mouse)
Lineage: Eukaryota; Metazoa; Chordata; Mammalia; Rodentia; Muridae
Gene: Plac9
Product: placenta associated 9
Exons: 4
Coding region: 187-516 (109 amino acids)
Source: RefSeq, a predicted model, not a curated record